AUGAGUGUAAGACUCUACUUGGAUCCAGAAGUUCACAGAAGACCAGACGUCUCAGUGCUAUGUGGUCCUGCGUGCAAGAUCAUCAGGAGGAGGUCCUUAAGACCAUCUGCAGGAGACACUAUGGUUCCUCAUAGUGAACAUGAGCGUGCCUUCCUUAGAUGUCUUUCAUCUGUGAUUAUUGUGACAGCAGAAUUCUUGGCAGGAAUUACAGCAAAUGCCUUUCUUUUCGUUAUGAGCUGUAAUGACUGCAUCAUAGUCAGGAAGCCAGCCCCGCUGCAAAUCCUCUUAAUAUGCACAGCGUUAUCUAGACUGGGCUUGCAGAUUGUGUUACUUACACACAGUUUGGUCGCUGUAUUCUUUCCAUGCGACUAUGAAGAAUUUAUUUAUAGGGUCAAAAUGAUGUUCAUUGGGCUCCUUUUCAGCUCCACCAGUUCCUGGUUCACCGCCUGCCUUUCUGUAUUUUAUUGCCUCAAGAUCACGGUCUUCACUCAGUCCUGCUUUCUUUGGCUGAAGGUUAGAGUUGCAAAGCCCAUGCUCUGGCUGCUCCUGGGAGGCGUCCUGGCCUCUCUGAGCUCUGCAGCUAUUUGUAUUGGACUACGAGUCCCUGUUAAGGUGUUCGGAAACGCCUCGGAGGAGCAGACAGAGGUCGAGGUACAGGACACUGACGGAUUUCUUCUUCUUAACUUGACGUUGAUAAUUCCUCUCGCUGUGUUCACCAUCUGCAUUUCGAUGUUGUUCAUCUCCCUCUACAAGCACACCCGUCGGAUGCAAAGAAGCCCUCCUGGUCCUUCCAAUGUGAAGAAAGAAGCCCAUAUCAAUGCAUUAAAAACAGCUGUGUCCUUCUUUUGCUUCUUUCUUUCUUAUCUCGCUGCCUUCACGGUAAAUAUGACCUUCAAAAUUCCUCUCAGAAGCCAUCAGUUCUUUGUGAUGAAGGAAAUCACAGCAGCAUUUCCUGCUGGCCAUUCAAUUAUAAUCAUCUUGAGUAAUUCCUAG
This is a messenger RNA of Octodon degus (degu), 993 nucleotides long. Its product is annotated as taste receptor type 2 member 1-like. NCBI's taxonomy places the organism in Eukaryota, Metazoa, Chordata, Mammalia, Rodentia, Octodontidae. The transcript has a single exon. Gene Ontology annotation, cellular component: membrane. The coding region runs from base 1 to 993 and encodes 330 amino acids. The record is from RefSeq and is a predicted model, not a curated record. Gene Ontology annotation, biological process: G protein-coupled receptor signaling pathway; detection of chemical stimulus involved in sensory perception of bitter taste; sensory perception of taste. Gene Ontology annotation, molecular function: bitter taste receptor activity; G protein-coupled receptor activity.